AUGUCUUGGCUAGCCACUCAAAAUGGAACAGAGGCUGAAGAGCUGGAGGAUGCAUUUCAUGACGAUGGAGUUUCAGCUAUCACCUAUGAAUCGGACACAGAAAAGAAAGUAAAGAAGAAGAAAGCCAGCAAACCUCCUAGGUCACAAAACUCCCCCUAUCUCUCCAGUGCCAAAGCUGCACCCAAAAAAGGCACAAGUAUGGAGGUCCUUAAAAGGGACAGGUCAGAUGCACACAGAGAACCCAAUGGCCAAGGUGCCAAGAAAUCUGUGGUUGACAUCACUUAAACAAGGCAAUAGCCUGACUCAGCCCCUGAAAUCAGACACUGACACCGGGCAGGCUUGGGUGAAUCCUGGCAGCAGUACUCCGGAGUAUCUCAAGGAAGCUUUCGGGAUGAAGAAGCCGAAAUACUCCCGCUCCUCCAGUAACGGUUACAUCCCGGGAACACCAGACUUUAAAGAGAAGGAGGUUAUGUAUGAUGAGAUCUUAGAUCUGAAGAAGACUCUGCAAGUACAUAAAUCUGAGAAUGACAUCAUGAAAACAAAACUUCGGAGGCUGGAAGAAGAAAAUAACAGAAAAGAUCGUCAAAUUGAACAGCUGCUGGAUCCCUCCAGAAGCUCGGAAUUUACACGGAGUCUGGUGGAUAAAAGAAAUGACAACAGUUUGCUUAUAAAUAACCUCAAACAGAAGAUUCUGAAGCUGGAGAAGCAGUGCAAGGAGAAAGAUAAUGCUCUCAGCAAAUUGCAGACAGAUCUUAAAACAACUAGCGUGGAAGAGAUGAGAAUAGCCAUGGAG
This is a messenger RNA of Staurois parvus, 793 nucleotides long. NCBI's taxonomy places the organism in Eukaryota, Metazoa, Chordata, Amphibia, Anura, Ranidae. The record is from the annotation of a GenBank genome assembly.